Messenger RNA from Physella acuta, 1384 nucleotides. RefSeq lists its product as uncharacterized. Gene Ontology annotation, cellular component: external side of plasma membrane. Gene Ontology annotation, biological process: negative regulation of T cell proliferation; cell surface receptor signaling pathway; T cell costimulation. The record is from RefSeq and is a predicted model, not a curated record. NCBI's taxonomy places the organism in Eukaryota, Metazoa, Mollusca, Gastropoda, Physidae.
CUCUCGCUUUUAAGCAUUCCAGACUUCGGAGCGAAUGCGCACAGAUUACAGGAGAAAAUAACCGGUUUUUUUUUUCUCACUGGCGAUUUCUCUGCUGUUUGAAGAUGGACAUUUUAUGUCGUGUUUCUCAAGUCUAAGAAAUUCUCAAGUUGUGGAUUAACUCUUACCUAAUCGAACAUAAAAGAACGAACUGAAACGAAAUGGAAUGUGUACUUGUCAUUUUUAUGCUGAUGACGUGUGCACAGUUUGUCAUGACGUCACCAAGGGGAGGAAUGGAUUAUUAUGGAAAUUCACCAUUAACGGCUUAUGACGUCAGCGGUCACGUGGACAAGAGCGUCACGUUAAAGUGCCAUCUGCAGACAGGGCUGCACGGAAGGGGGUGGUACGUGAUCUCGUGGAAGCGCAUUGGUGAUCACGGCGCCGUGAUCUCUUUGGUCGACUUGCCCGUGCGUGAUAAGAUUCCGGAAUGGGGCAAAGAUUUACCAGCCCAGCUGAAAGCGCGAAUGGUCCCUAUGAUCACCAUACAACAGAGCCAUGUUGAGUUCAAUCUGCUCAUCACCAACGUCACGUGCUCCGAUGAAGGAGAGUUCAGAUGUAUUGCCAUCACGCCUCAAGGGGAGGUCACUGCCGCGGCACAGCUGAGUAUUUAUGCGGAGCCUGGGGCCCCCGAGAUCGUCAACAAAUACAUCCCCGACCGUGAACACUGCAGCAUCACCCUCCACUGUCGGGCCAACAUCGGGUUGCCAGAUAAAAUUCUGGUCUGGUAUACCAAACCUCCAGGAUUCAAUUAUUUCUCGCUUCUGGACAACCAAAGGGACAUAAUCAAAGAAACAGACGGAUGUCAUAUUUGGGGCAUGCGCGCAGUGGAUGUGGCGAUCACCAAUCAAAUGUUUGGGACACACUUCCGGUGUGGUUACCCUGGUUUCAUAGAAACAGAGGGAAUGUUUGACGAAUUAGUGCCCAGCAUCAAUGAUACAGCGGUGGGUGAGCUAAGAAUUAUAUCCAAAUCUGACGCGGGUUGUAGCGAACCUCCUUGUGAGCACAUGCCUUGUCAACCUCUCAUUAGGAACAAGGAAGCAGACGGUGUAACCAUCUGCUGUGAGCCUCCUCAUAGGGCGCGGGCUUUAGAAAACAGAACUGACGUCACGCAGAACUCAGAGCCUGACGGCAAGUCUAGGCAUCCGUCUGAUGGUGAUAAACCGUAUCAUGACACUGACGUCAGAGCUAGCCACGAUGACCCCCACAACAGUACCUCACCUAUCUCAGCGUUACCGACCUUUUAUCUCAUCUGUUACCUCAUUUUAUUCAUCUCAACCGACCUUCUCUAACUAGGUCAAGAACUGACCUGUUUUUAUAAACUGACCUAAAUUUUAUACCUAAGAAA